CCGCGUCAUGGGCGACCACCUGCUGCUGCGGCGCCUCCGGGACAGCCGGCGCCGCUUCCAGAGGCGCAUGCGGCAGCUGCUGGAGAAGUACGACCAGCCCUUCGAGGACGCGCCGCUCGUGCACCUGGCCACGCUGACCUACGCCACGCCGCAGGGCUUGAGGAUUUGGGGCGGAGGACUAGUAAAGAAAGGAAGCAAAGCUCAGGUGCAGGACUCCCCCGAGGAGACGGUCAGCAGAAGAGGAGGCCCCAUACGCACCCCGGCCGGCAGCCACCCACCGCCCGCCCCUGGCACAUGCAGGAGAGAGGCCUGUGACAAGAGUGCCUCUUCGCUCGCAGAUCCAAAAAGCAGCGACACUGACGCCACUUUGUUCGAGGAAGAUGUGGUUGCUGGAUCCUGGGUGCCUGCAGAGCCUCAGAGUCCUUUGGAGAACGAGCUAAGAAGGAAAUACUUGACCCAAGUGGAUUCCCUGCUACAGGAUGAAGAGUGUCCCGAUGACGGAGAUGCUCAUGACAAGUCCGUGUCCCUAGUCCCCGCACUGGCCUCGCCCGCCGGGCCUCCCUGUGGACCCUGCGGGGGCCCAACCCACCAGGCUUCGUCUCCUGGAGAGGGCCCGCCCUCACGUCCCUGCCCAGUACACAUGGCCAUCGUGCCUCACAACGACAGUCUCUCCUUGCAAGAGGUCAGCGGCGACAGCUUCUUGAGCAGCCAGGGCUGUGAGGCCGACAUCUGCAGCGCGACGCUCAGCGACCUGUACGAGGGCAUGCUGCACUCCAUGAGCCGGCUGCUGAGCGCCCGGCCGUCCUGCAUCAUCUCCACCAAGACGUUCAUCCUGCAGAACUGGGGCUCCAGGAGGAGGUGGAAGAGCAGGGUGAACAGGUCGGCCUGCCAGGGAGGCAGGCAUGCCGGGAGGGGCCCCCGGGAGAGAAUAUCACCCCCUUCCGAGCCGGGGCCAGGGCAGGGAGCCCUGAGAGACUGUGGGAACCUGCUGUCCCAUACCGGCCCCAGGAGAACCAUAAGGCCGGGGAGAGCUGCUAUCCAGGGCUGCCGGCUGAGCCAGCAGCCAGGUGCUGCGGGCAACGAGGUGACAGGGGCACUGCGGCCAUACUCCUCCUGGACUUUCUUAGAUCCCAGUGCCGGGCGGCGCCUGGAUCAGGAGAAUAGAUUUAUGACGUUAAAGUGGUUAAUUUCUCCAGUGAAAGUGGUUUCCAGACCAAGAAUACUGCAGUGUGAGGGAAGAAGUCAUUGCCGGGAGAUCGAGGUCAAAUUCGAGAAGCUUCAUCGGGAAUUUUGCCGGAGUCCUGGGAACCAGCCCUGCCGGGCUCUCCCCCCGGCCUCCUCGGUGGUGGACGUGCCCAGAGGUGGCCCCGAGAGUCCUGGAGGCCGUCACAGCCUAGGGACCCACCAGCCCGGCACACCCCUCGGGAAAACCAAGGCAAAGAGGUUAUGUGAGGCUUUCGAGAGCCUGGGCGGAAGGCCCGCGGGAGCAGGUGGCCCCUCGCCGCACACCGCGCCAAGCCCGGGCUGCCCCAGACGCCAGUCUCUCCUCUUUCAAGCACGCGAUCUCGGACGGCUCAGGAUGUCGAUGUCACCCACCAAAGCGCUCUCGCUGCCCGGCACGCAACUUAGCUACGGGCGGGCUCGCUGCAAUGAAAUUAAAGAACAAUUUGACAAACUUCAUGAAAAAUAUCAAGCAAAGUCUCCAGAGCACACAAAGGCACCUCCGAGGCCAGGCACGUCUCUGGGUACGGCAAGGGUGGACGUCCGCUACCAACAGGAAGGCUCCUCCAGAAAGUCAAACUCAGGCUCCGGCUUCCCGGAGUCCCAAAAGUGGGCCCCGUCCUGGUGGAGCCUGAAAGGCCCGCUGUGCCCAACUCCCAUCGAGGUGCGGCCCUUGGCGUGGUUCGCGGCCAACGCCCGGGGAGACCCUCCCUGCCCUGCAAAACGCCGCCGGUUGUCGGACCCUCAGGUGUGCGGCCGCUGGACCAAGGCCCCGGAUUCCUGGCGAGUGGCGAGCGGGGCCAUCCCGAGACCAGGGAAGGAGGGCCGCUCCGUGGAGCCCGGCCUGGAGGAAGCAAAGAGGAGAGAACCACACGUCUUUCAGGACGGAAGAGAAAAGUGAGUUUGUGCGGGAAGAACUGGCAGCUGGACAUCUGCAGCCGAGUUGCUGGCAGCGCCGUCCCUCCGCCCCUCGCGCGUGUUUUUCUUCUCGCUUGGUCUUUAGCGCUGAGCGUGGGUGAGGACUUGCUUCGCUUCUGCCCACCACAGCGGACGGCAAUGAAAUCGCUUCCGCUGAGAUGACUCCGAGCUCUCGGUGUAGAAGUUAUUUGAAUAAAGUUGAUCAAUGAAGACGCGCCCCUGCUGCCCUCCACGCACCCGGUUUCUCGUGCCCCUUUAAAUGUGGCCUGUCCCGCGGGGUCUCCCUCACCGAGGCCCUGAAGCCCUGCCGUGAGCCCAGGCAGGGAGACGCGGUGUGUGGCCUUCCAGGGCCCAGCACCCUCCGCGCGAGGGGCCGCCCGAUGCCCAGCUCACUCGUGACAACUGCUUUCUGGCGUUUUUAGGCGUAAAUGGCGGGGACAGUCCGUGGGGGCCCGCGCCCUUGGCCGUCAUGCAGGACAGCGCGGUGACUGGGUGAACUACCGGAUACCAGGCCCCGUGACAAAGCCCUGGGACCGGCCGUGCUGGGUCAGCUGUUAAUACUUUGCCACAGGGCGUGGACUUUUUGUUUUAAAUAAAAGGUCAGAGGCAGGAUGAAGUCGCCGCCCGCCUGCCCCUGCAGUGACGGGCCUCAUGCUCGCGUGUGCUGCACGUGGAUCGGCCACAUCCCUGCCUUGGACUCCCCCAGUUAUUCCCCAACGGCUUUUGCCAACCCCAGUCCACUUUGCCCUCUGACCGGCAGGAUGAGGCCUGUGUCCCACGUCACCACCACCCGUCGGCGCCGCUGGUGGGUGCACAUGGAUCAGUUUGAGUCUUCCCGGGGUGCGGGGCACUCUCUUCACUUUGCUUGUCACUGCCGUCAGUUUCCACUGAUAGGCACCCACCGAGCUUAAAACGCAAGUCACUGCUACCUGCGAUCAGGCAUUGAACUGCCAUUUCUGAUACUGAAGUUACAUUUUUCACCGGGGACUUGAUCCUUCCUUUCUCGUUUCUGCUGUCAUGUUUUAAAGAAAACUUACUCAGCCCGAAGGAUCAGAAUUACUCUUGCAUUUUUGCUUUUCAAGCUUAGGUCCAUAAACCAUCUGGAGCUGCUGUGCAUGGCAUGAAGGGAAUCAGACCCAGGGGGUGAAUGCCCGCCCGUGUCCCCACACACGUGCUGAGCGGCACAGCCCUUCCCCGGAGCACGUGGUGGCUGAGCGUUGGCGCUGCAGCGCUCUCCGUCUCUUGGCAGAAACAGAGUCUGUCCGAUCCAGGGGAGCCACAAAGCAGCCGUGGCCGGGGCCUCUGGGCAGAGCCUCCCCCAUAGGGCCCAGCAGAGGGUGGGAAUGGUCUGCAGGACCUGUCGGGCUUUUACCUGAUCCUGGACAGCUAUCCCGCAGGCAGUCUGUGUGGGGAGAUUUCCUGCUCUCCUGUCCCCUCUGCCUGUUUCUCAGACUUGGGGCUCACAUCUCCUUUUGACCUCCAGGUUCUGUUCCAGGCUUCACUGUAACAUCCACUUGCACUUUAAUGGCUCCAGGCCCUGAGGCUGGGAAGGGUGGCGGGGGCGGGCCUGUCACUUCCUCCCUGAAGCCCUCCCGGAUACCUCCAGGCUGGAGGAAGCUGCCAUCAACUGGGGAGGACUGAAAUGCCAGAGAGGACGAGGGUAGAUUUCUGUCCUGGCUGAGAAGCUGUGACGUCCACACCCCUGGGAAAGCGGGACAAACAUGACCGGCGGAGUCGGAGUCCUCAGCCCUCUAUCUUGGCUCUGGGGUGUCAGCAUGAUGGGGGGAGUCAGAAAGCUGCACUCCGAAUGGCAAAGGAGGUUUAUUUCAACUGGAGGAUGGAAAGGGACAGUCUCUACUUUAGAACAAUGCUUUUCAUACAAACUCUCUUAAAAACGGUUUGCGCUGCGGUGGCAUCCGGGCCACCUAGGAAGCUUCCUCGGCUGAAGCCAAAAGCCACAGCUGACUGCAGGUGUCCAAGGUUUUGAGAGUGUCCAGGGCUGCCCUCCGGAUGCUGGGAUCCGAGUCCAGCUGCAGCUCCUGGAGAGCUGGGAGUGAGCAAACAGGGCAGAAUCAGGACCCCCUGCGCCCCACAUGCUGCUGGAAGCCAGGAGGGCGCUUGGGCCCAGGGAUGGGGGUGGUGGCGGCUGCAGGCUUGGACCUGACCCCCCACCCGUCACUACUGUCACCGGCCCGGGGAGCUGCACGGGUCCACUCAUCACCCAACCCGUGCCUGGGGCCGAGCCCGCGCCCGCAGAACCCGGUGGCUGUGUGGACCCUCAGAAGGAAUCCAGGCAGAGGGGCAGACGCCACAGGGAGGACAUGGCUCCACAGUCAAAGAGCCGUCUCUCUGGAAAGCCCCCCAAAGGGUCCCCCCUGUCUGGGCCUGAGCCCAAGCCAGGGUCCCGGGGGCUUCUCCGCGCUCACAGUCCCGCAGCGCCGGCAGGUCCAGCCUCCUCAGGUACUGCGCAGACAAGUGCUUCAGCAUGAUUCCUAAACGACAGCCAGCGCGGCGUCACCCCAGAGGUCAGCGGGCGGCUCGGCUUUACCCAUGAGGGGCUCAGCUCCGUGACCGAGGACCACGGUGGACGUCAGGCAGCUGGGGAGCCCGGGGCGGGGCCGACGGGAGGGCCCCAGCGCUGGUCCUGUCCUGCCACCGCCCCUCCCCUCAGCAACACCUGCCCACCCUCACCUGCCAGGUUGCAAGAAGCGAUUCUGAUUCUGGACAAGCUGCUUUUAACGUACGUCAUUGUCUCCAGCAGGAAGCCGUAGAGAACGGCAGGCUUCUUCUGAGUCUGCAAGAAACAGGUGACAGCCGAGCCCCGGGGACGAGGUCCCGGAGGGGCGACGUUUGUGACCCGCGUUCCCACCUGGUGCGGGCAGGGCUGCCCAGAGAGGGCAAGUGCCCAUCCCAGUGUCACACAGCACGUUAGUAACUGGGCAAUACGAGGUCCUUGGGGGCCUGUGACCGCCCGUCAGGCCUCAAGGGGAGGGUGCAUCGCCCUUGAGCAUUGAAACAGGGCCAGCCACUCCAACGAAGGGCAAAGUGCCUCCUAGACUUUGGAGACAGUACCCCCAAAACGGAAGCUAUCACGAGCAAUUUCUAUAUUUACUCCAUCCAUGUUGAAAUGACAGUGAUUUGAUAAAUAAUCAAAUCUGUCGGGAUAAAUAAA
Messenger RNA from Talpa occidentalis (Iberian mole), 5311 nucleotides. RefSeq names its product Holliday junction recognition protein (gene HJURP). Gene Ontology annotation, molecular function: histone binding. Gene Ontology annotation, biological process: CENP-A containing chromatin assembly. The record is from RefSeq and is a predicted model, not a curated record. The coding region runs from base 8 to 2122 and encodes 704 amino acids. Gene Ontology annotation, cellular component: chromosome, centromeric region. The transcript has 9 exons. NCBI's taxonomy places the organism in Eukaryota, Metazoa, Chordata, Mammalia, Eulipotyphla, Talpidae.